AGCUGCAAAAUAAAAAACUUCUCAUUUGGAUUUUGGCCAAUUCGGAUAGCUCAAGUAAAGCGACCAUGCUCUAAUUCACAUUCCCUUUUUCCUGCAAUCAAUCAAACAAACAAUGUCAAUUUCCAUGGCCUUGUUUUCUCCCACAACCCACAUCCCAACCCUCUCUCCCUCUUCAUCUUACUCCAAACCCCACUUGACCCACAAGCCUUAUCUUCUCAGACCCAAGAACCCUCUCUUCACGACCAAAGCUUCAGCCGAAAAUGGAGCAGGAGCUCUCGCCCCAGCUGCCACUGCUGUGAAGCCAGAAGCAGAGUCCAAGGUCCCCGAACCCGUCGAGCCUGUUCCGGUGAAGACUGAGAGCUCUGCUGGGGCUAAUGGGUCAGCUGCUGCACCGGCUGAGGAGGUGAAGGUGGUCGGCUUGUUUGAGGACAGCAGAUGGGUCAAUGGGACUUGGGAUUUGAAGCAGUUUGAGAAAAGUGGCAAAACUGACUGGGAUGCUGUUAUUGAUGCUGAGGCUAGGAGGAGAAAAUGGCUCCAGGACAACCCGGAAUCUUCCAGUAAUGAGAACCCUGUAUUCUUUGAUACUUCCAUUGUACCUUGGUGGGCAUGGAUAAAGAGAUACCAUUUACCUGAAGCUGAACUACUCAAUGGUCGUGCUGCUAUGGUAGGAUUUUUUAUGGCUUAUCUGGUUGAUAGCUUGACUGGAGUAGGUCUAGUUGACCAAAUGGGCAAUUUCUUCUGCAAAACAUUAUUGUUCGUGGCUGUGUCAGGAGUGCUUCUGAUCCGCAAAAAUGAAGAUGUUGAAAACCUAAAGAAGCUACUGGACGAGACAACAUUUUAUGACAAGCAAUGGCAAGCAACCUGGCAGGAUGAGACCCCAGCUAGCAGUCCCAAGAAUAAGUAGUUGAAUUGUUGAUGUUUGGCAGUUUGAAUGUAGGUUAUUUUCUUCUUCCUUCAUUUGAGUUACUGUAAUUUCUAUGUGCUAGUGGAGAAUGAAGCCUCAUAUUCAAUCUUUGUAUUUUGGCCCUCAUUGUUAGUACUUGUGCGUUUACAGUGACAAGUCACGUUCGAAAUUUACUGUGGAUCUGUUUUCCUUGUUGAA
Messenger RNA from Prunus avium (sweet cherry), 1102 nucleotides. Its product is annotated as Chlorophyll A-B binding family protein. Lineage: Eukaryota; Viridiplantae; Streptophyta; Magnoliopsida; Rosales; Rosaceae. The record is from RefSeq and is a predicted model, not a curated record.